AUGACAGAAUUUAUAAAUAAUAUUUUACAAAAAAUGGGCGUCGAUACAAUAAUUUUCUACUCUUCCCUCGUCAUGUGCAUGACGCUGGGCAGUUAUUACAAAAAGAUAUCGGAGGUUAAUCUUAAACGUAACUUUGGAAGCGGUCUCGGUUUUCUGGUGUCUUGUCUGAUUUGUGGAACCCAAAUAUAUCACACCGUGCUACUGGUGUGGGGAAACAUUGUUAUCAUAAAAUGUUGCGAUAGAAGAUACCUUCACCAAAUAAGUCUAGCGUACACGUGGAUGUAUUUAUUCUAUUUGCACUACUAUUUAUCUCACACUUACGUGAUUUGGAUCUAUCAGACGCUCGCCUUGAGACUGGUCGGCCUGGCCUUUGAAAUCCAUUUAGCUCAUAGGGCGAAAGGUGAAACUCGAGUCAGUGUCACAAGAGUCACCAUUGGCGAUAGCGAUCUUAUCACAAACGACCCGAGCGCAGUCGAUAUUAUAACGUAUGCGUAUUUUUUCAUAGGAUUGCAUAAAGGGCCUUACUAUAGAUGGAAAAUCUUCGAAGAUCAUUUUAGCUCACCUUUCGCGACUUUGGGUGAUUGUCGUGUAAUAACUGAACAAAAACUGAAGAAAGCGUUCUUGUGCGCAUUGGGUUAUAUGCUUCUGCGAAUGAAGUAUUCUCCCGAGUUCUACUACAUGGACGAAUUUUAUACGGGUGAUUACGGAACGGACUUUCGCUACCUAUACAAUAUACCACAACUGAUGACAUACUUUUUGUUUUAUCAAAUAACAAUGCUUCUAUGUACGAGUGUGUGCACGGAGACAGGUUUUGGCAUUUAUCCGGCUAAAUGUGUCCCCAUACCGGGAUUCGGUCCUUCCGCUCGGUUCAGCCUUUUAAAAGUAGCCGGUGGUACGACUGAAGCAGCGAUACAAGAGGAAUACAAUUUUUCCAUGUUAAAAUGCUUCGAUCAUGAGAAAUUACUGAUUGGACCAAAAAUGAAAGACAGUGUCCGAAGUUGGGAUAUGCCCACCCGCUUUUGGUUCUGGGCAAAUGUUUAUAAGACUUCAUUGAGAGCAAACAAAGAAGUUCGAAGUGCGUGGUCAUUUUUCGCGUGGACAAUAUGGUGCAGCCCAACUUUGCCUCAAACCAUUAUCUCGGCGACUCUGUGGGUCUACAUCCAUUUAGAAUCAGAGUACGGCGAACUGUAUGACACUUCCGGAACGGUAAUUAAGUCAUCGUAAUUUGGUCCCAAGUUUCAUUGGCCGUAAUGAUCUCGUACUGAUAAGAACCGGUUUGUACUUUGUACAACACCGGAUAACGUUGAUGAACACUACAUUGUGUGGGUUUAAAUUAACUAAAUGUAAACUAGAGAUAAUAAUUAGUGUCAUUAAACUAAAGUAUAUGAAAUAUGUUGUAUAGGUUUUUCAAUAAGAGCUUAUGCAGGUAUUUUGUAGAAAUUUACAAUCUUCAUCGUACAUAUAUAAAGUUAUAUUAAAAUAAGACAUAAAAAAACCAUAACAAUGGAUAGAGUUGAUCCUGGGAUCAAGUUAAUAAAAACGCCCGUUAUCGAAUAAAAUAAUAUUUUACGUUAGUCUCGAUAACCAUAGGUAUAUAGAAUAAGUUGAGGUCGUUUUGUCGCUCACGGGCAGAAACACAAAUAAAAUGUAGAUUGUGCUCUUGCGCAAACGCAAGUAUAUCUAGUAACUAGUUGUAGUUACUUGUUUAUUCAAAUGAAAUUGAUAUAAUUUUUUCAGAUGAAACUGCCAUGGGAUAUUGGAUUCUCAAUAAUGCGUCUUUUCUGUCUUAUCUAUUUGACCCCUUGCUUCAUUGUUAGCGAUACCAGUGUUGUGCUACGUUACUACAACUCAAUAUAUUGGAUAUUUCAUGUAAUACUAUUCGCUUUGAUGGUAGCUGCCAUUGUCAUUUAUAAAUUGAGAGGGGAGUAAAUGAAAGGCGAUUAAAUAUUC
Molecule: messenger RNA, 1950 nt
Organism: Pieris napi
Lineage: Eukaryota; Metazoa; Arthropoda; Insecta; Lepidoptera; Pieridae
Product: lysophospholipid acyltransferase 7-like
Exons: 6
Coding region: 1-1224 (407 amino acids)
Biological process (GO): lipid modification; phosphatidylinositol biosynthetic process
Cellular component (GO): membrane; mitochondria-associated endoplasmic reticulum membrane contact site
Molecular function (GO): lysophospholipid acyltransferase activity
Source: RefSeq, a predicted model, not a curated record